Molecule: messenger RNA, 1001 nt
Organism: Rosa chinensis
Lineage: Eukaryota; Viridiplantae; Streptophyta; Magnoliopsida; Rosales; Rosaceae
Product: acid phosphatase 1
Exons: 3
Coding region: 139-909 (256 amino acids)
Molecular function (GO): acid phosphatase activity
Source: RefSeq, a predicted model, not a curated record
AGUACUUGUUCCAAAACCCCAUGUGACCUCGCUUUCUUGGUUCAAUUUCCAUGUGCCAAGAGCUACAUAAACCCACCUUCUAUCUCCCUCUAUUAGUCUAUUUGUACCUUUGGACAUUAGUCCAUUAUUAUUGCCAAAAUGGGCAGAAAUCUAUGCCACUUCUGUUUUUUGAGUUUCUUUGUUACUCUAACAGUAGCAGAGUCCAAGUGGAACAUUUUGAAUCAGAGAACCAGGAAUGGGAUGAAGAUCAGCUUGAAGAAUUACUGUGAGAGCUGGAGGAUGAAUGUAGAGCUGCACAACAUUAGAGAGUUCCAAGUGGUGCCUGAAGAGUGCAUAGGAUACGUUGGAAAAUAUGUUACUUCGACUCAGUACAAGGUGGACUCAGAAAGGGCUAUUGAGGAGUCCAUUGUGUAUCUAAGUACUAGCUGUACUUUGAAGAAUGAUGGGAGAGAUGUAUGGAUUUUUGACAUUGAUGAUACACUGCUCUCUACUGUGCCUUACUACAAGGGACAUCAUUUCGGGGGUGAGAAGUUGAACCUGACUGCUUUGGAGGAGUGGAUGAGCCAUGGCAAGGCACCUGCUUUGGAACACUCGCUCAAACUCUUCAAUGAGAUCAAAGCCAGAGGGCUGCAUAUCAUUUUGGUUUCUUCAAGGAGGGAGCAUCUUAGAUCAGCCACAAUAAACAACCUUCUCCAUGUUGGCUUCUAUGGGUGGACAAGUCUCAUUUUAAGGGGUCCUGAGGAUGAAGUGAAGGGGGUGCAAGAUUUCAAAGCUGAUGUGAGGAAAAAAUUGACGGUUGGUGGAUACAGAGUUUGGGGCAUAUUGGGAGAUCAAUAUAGCAGCAUUGACGGACUUCCAAGAGCAAAAAGGACGUUCAAACUCCCGAACCCAUUGUACUAUGUUUCUUGAAGAAUCUUCGAGGAUUAAUUAUAUUUUCCUCUGUUUUGAUGUUCAUCCGAUUUAAUUUCCUUGAAGUGAAAAGUAAAUUUUCAUUUAUCCUA